GCUUCUUCUGCUGAGAAAUAUAGCCCAAAUAAAAAUAUAUAUAGCCUAUAUUACAUUGCAGGUUAACCGCACUUGUUGAAAAAAGGGGGACAGCUGGUGCACUUUUUUUGGUUGUAUUUCCAUAUUUUUGGUUAAUUUCAAGAUUUUUUUUUAAUAUGAAGCAUUUGCAAUUUGUGCUCGUCCUGGCCAUCGCGGUUAACGUGUGGGAAUGUGGAGACGCAAAAUUCGGCGAGAGGGGUGAAAUUAGCCCCAGAAGGAGAAGAUGUUACGACGGAAGCUUGCCCAAGCGGCUGAAGAAAAGAGAGCGAAAAGUGCUGCUUGACGGCAGCAGCAGCGGAGAAGUUUGCCACAGGUUGUAUCCCCGUGUGUCCUGCUGUCCCACCAGGAGAGCCGCCUAUCAGAUUCUGCACCGCAGGGAUGCCAGGAUUUUCUCCACCAACAACACAGAAUGUGGACGUCUCCUGGAGGAGAUCAAGUGUGCUCACUGCUCCCCCAAUGCCCAGGUGUUGUUCCACUCCUUGGACAUGGAUAAGAUGCCACACAGGGAGCCAGACCUGCCGCGGCUCUGCCAGGACUUUUGCCGCGAGUUCUACUACACCUGUAGGGGGCAAAUACCAGAACUUUUCCAGGCCGAUGUGGAUGAGUUCUGCCAAUACUAUGGGAGGAGAGAUGCCAGUCUGUGCUUUCCAGAUUUUCAACGAAAGCAACCACAAGGACAAGAUUCCAACUACUUGGGAGAUGAGAAAAUAGAAGAUAUCAGCAGGAAACACAAACACAACUGCUACUGUGCCCAGGAGAUGUUGAGUGGUCUGAGGCAGCCGGUAGCUGUGGUGCACUGUGGGGAUGGAUCCCAGCGGCUUUUUGUCCUGGAGAGGGAGGGAAUUGUCAGGAUACUCACCCAUGACCUCGAGCUAAUCAAAGAGCCCUUCCUGGACAUCCACAAGCUGGUGCAGAGCGGCCUGAAGGGUAGAGAUGAAAGGGGACUGCUAAGCCUGGCAUUCCACCCCAAUUACAAGAAGAAUGGCAAGCUCUAUGUCUCCUACACCACCAACCAAGAGCGCUGGGCCAUCGGACCACACGACCACAUUCUCCGUGUGGUUGAGUACACCGUUUCAAGGAAAAACCCGAACCAGGUGGACACCCGGACUGUCCGGGUGCUGAUGGAAGUAGCUGAGCUGCACAGGAAGCACCUAGGUGGUCAGCUUAUGUUCAGCCCUGAUGGUCUGUUGCACAUCAUCCUGGGAGAUGGCAUGAUCACCCUGGAUGAUAUGGAGGAGAUGGAUGGACUCAGUGAUUUCACAGGGUCUGUCCUGAGAGUGGAUGUGGACACGGACUGCUGCACAUCACCUUAUUCCAUACCACGGAACAACCCAUACUUCAACAGCACUAACCAGCCACCUGAAAUCUUUGCCCAUGGAUUACAUGACCCAGGCAGAUGUGCAGUAGAUCGACUUCAGACCGACAAUGGGAGUCUCCUGAUCCUCUGUACAGACGCCAGUGGCAAAAACACAUCAGCAGGAAGAAUACUGGAGAUUUCUAAGGGGAAAGAUUACGAAAAUGAGCCUUCUGUUUAUGACCUGCAGUCUAGUGGAGGAGCACCACCUGUGGGGGGAUUCAUCUACAGGGGCUGCCAGUCUAGAAGACUUUAUGGCAGUUAUGUGUUUGGAGAUAAAAAUGGUAACCUGCGGAUCCUCCAGAAGUCUACAUUGUCAACAUCAGCAAGUGGUGAACAGUGGCUGGAGAAAGCGCUGUGUCUGGGCUCAGCUGGCUCCUGUGGUUCUAUGCCUGUGGGACACAUCUUGGGUUUUGGAGAGGAUGAACUAGGUGAAGUCUACAUACUGGCAAGCAGUAAAAGCAUGGCACAGUCACACAGUGGGAAACUCUACAAGCUGGUAGACCCCAAAAGGCCUCAUGCCCCUAAGGAGUGCCAGCGUCAGGUAGAGCCUCCAGAGCUGCUGAUGACAGCUUGUUCCAGACACUGUAAGAACGGUCACUGCACUCCUACUGGCAAGUGCUGCUGCAGCCCCGGUUGGGAGGGACCCUUCUGCCGAGUUGCCAAAUGUGAACCAGCCUGCCGCAACGGAGGCGUGUGUAUGGAGCCCAACAAGUGCCUGUGUAAGAGCGGCUACUCUGGGGCCCAGUGUGAGAAGAGUGAGCGGGGUAUGCCCAAUGACCAGGAGAAAGAUGGCAUACUGGACCACAUCAUUGACAUGACUUCGUACCUCCUAGACCUGACCAGCUAUAUCGUAUAGUUGUGCGCAGAGGGGGGCUGCUCCUCGAUGUCAUCCUCACGUUGACACAAAUCUACCUACCACCACCAGCAGACUCUAAUGAGGUGUCCUUAAUAUGGCCUCUUAAUGUCCCUCACAACCAGACAGACACGUACACACACACACACACACACACAAAUACACACAGGAUCCCAAUCAGACUGCUUUUCAUCCUCAUCACCGAACUCUUCCUCUUUUGCCUAUAAGCUACUUGCUCUUGAGCACCAGGCCUGGCAUCCAAGCCGUGUUCACUUUUCAGAGAGACCUGCAGACAGCAGCGACAUGAUUGACAAGCAUGGCCAAGGUAUGGAAGUUCCACUAAGACAUUUCCUCUGUCGUUCAGAAAAUGCUCGCACACAGAUGACUCCACAGGAACAGGAACUCCACAGGAACAGACCAUUUUAACUCAAGACUGUGGAUCUUUUCAGGGGCUAUCUGUCGCCUUAUGUAAGCCCCCCCCCCCCCCCCCCCAAAAAAAAAAAGACAACACAAAAUGGAGUUUGAGGCUUUUCAGCGGAGACAGUUGAUUGUUCAGGGUUUCUUUAAGGAUUUUAAAUUGUGGCGUGACUCAAGAUCCAGCUUGUGCUCAUGGUCCAUUCAAAACCCAAAAAGUCUACCCAGUCUAUAUACGCAGACUUUGAAGGAAUACUCUGCACCUCUUCCUCAGUUUUAAAAAGCUGAGAGGUCAGUAAGAGUCUUGGGUCACAUAGAGUCUGCAGUGCUUUGUGCUAUACUAUCCUAAAGGCACUAAUACAAGAGAGACAAAACAUGGUGUCUCACUUAUGAUGUUGUAUUUAGUUUGUGGGCACAUUGUCAUUUAAAGCUAUAUCAGUAUACAUUAUGUAUACUUUGUUUUGCAAUACUCACUUGCUAUCAAUGUACAGAAUGGAUCUACAACAGAGGACUGUUACCUACACAGAAAUAGGAACAACCGAGUGAGAACAUUUUGUCAAAGCCAGUUUCACACAAUCUGAACGGAGUUAUUGGCUCCCAUGCACUGUAUUCAUAUUUUUUGUUUCAUUCACUUUAUUAUUCAAAAUGAAUUUGUCAUUAAGCGCAUUGAAAGUAGUUUCACAUUCACACAUACACAUCAUACUAUCACAGUUAUGGCUCAACAAACUUCUUUCAUUGUGUCACACACUGAAACUGAACCUGAACUCAAAACUAUAAAGGGAAGAGAUACGCGGUUAUGUAUAUUUCCAAUAGAGCUUACCUAAGUACUACUUAGCAUUGCAAAAAAAACUAUAGCAUUACUAUUGUUAUCAUAGAGGAGGGUUUAUUUUUUUAAGCGUAAUAAUAUAUGGGAGAGAAUGGUGUUUAUAGAAAGCAGUUUUACACUAAGCUUGUCAGUUCAUGUCAUUUCAUGUUAUUGUACUUAUACAUAUGCAGCUUUUUCCUAUGUUACGAAAGACACAUGAGGCGUGUGCAAGUAAUGCAUGUCUGUGCCUGCAUAGAGUAAUUUGGGUCCAUCUAAUUCUUUUCCCUGACAUGUGGUUUCAUUACUACUGUCAGAAAUGUUCACAGUCUUAUCUGUGGAGAGCAGAUUUAAGAUUAACCCAAGGAUAAUUAAUGGAGAUAAGUUUGAACGUUACACUUUAAUGAGCAUCUGACUCCUACACGUAGUCAAAAAAAAUAGUUAAACACAGACUGGGAUUGUCUGGAGCCACAUUAGUGUGUGUCUUUUCAAAUGCCAAACUGAAGUUCAUACAGAUGCAGAACACAUACAUGCAUUCCCAUAUUCUCUUAAACUAAUAACUUAUCUUAUUAAGAACUUCACAUUUGAUAUUCUUCCAUUUAAAUUCCAUAAGAUGAGUUGUGAAGGUAAACAGUUGCAGUUUUGCUGUCUUCCCAACAUUUACUUUGAAAAAAAGUUUCCAAGUAUCAUGGUUAAUUGAAGUUCAGUGUCUGUGUUUGUUCUUCAUCUCCCGCCUGGCUUGUGUUUGCUGAAAUAAAUCAACUAUACCUGGUCAAAAUGGAAUUCAUGCUGUAAAAUGGAAAAAAAAAUGUUAGCACUUAAUGUGAAAGUUGCAUUGUAGCUGCUGAGACGGCGUGGUGUGAAUAGAAUAACCAUUUUCAUUAUUUAAGUAGUUACACAAAUAAAAUGAUUAUUUAAGUUCUCUAUGUUGUUUUUACCAUUGUACUGUAUGUGACAUUUUUUAUUCCUGUAUUGUAAAUAAAACUAGGGAUAACUUUGUUUCUCUACAGAAAUAUCAAUAUGUCUAUUAAAAUUUAUAGCAUGUCUGAAA
Molecule: messenger RNA, 4516 nt
Organism: Micropterus dolomieu (smallmouth bass)
Lineage: Eukaryota; Metazoa; Chordata; Actinopteri; Centrarchiformes; Centrarchidae
Gene: hhip
Product: hedgehog interacting protein
Exons: 14
Coding region: 156-2252 (698 amino acids)
Source: RefSeq, a predicted model, not a curated record